GCGAGCGAGAGAGAGAGAGAGAGAGAGAGAGAGAGAGAGAGAGAGAGAACAGCGACAUUCUAAGGGAUAUGGCAGAGGGUUGGUCGAGGGUGAGUGGACACGAGGCGGGAGAGAGAGAGGACGUUUUCUUAGAGAUUGAGGGAGAACUCUCUUGCCAUAAGCAGAGGGAUAAUGGUUCUGAUUACCCCAGGUUGCAGACAAGGGAGGAGGACGUGUCAGAUAGUGAUGGUGGUAUGGCGAGCGGUGUUAAGACUGAAAGAGUGGGCGCCGACUUAGAGAGUGAUGCGGGGACAUCACCACAUGCAAGUUAUUUCAAGUAUCGUUCCAGUACCUAUCAUCAUGAGAAGCACAACUCUAAGGCGAAACGUGUUAAUUAUGUUGCCGAUGAAUACGAUUGGAAAGAUCUUGUACACGAUCCCCUGGUGCUCAUCUUCAGCUUUCUUGCUGCUAGGGACAGGUUUCGCGCUGGCAAAGUCUGCAAGACCUGGUAUCAAGCCUCCUGGGACCCCGUCUGCUGGAAGCAAUCCGUUAUUCCGUACGAUUGCCUAGGCUGCCGCCAUCAACAUCAACGGGAGAUAAUCAAUGUGGUGGAGAGGAUCAAUGCGCCGCUGGAUCGAAUCCGAUUAAAUCAGAUAGCUGCGAUGGAUGUCGUCACACGGGGGCGAGGUAAACCGAUUGAUCUGUCCGUGAAUUUCUGCGACAUAGCUACUCUGGAGUUCUUAGCGGAAAACUGCCCCCUUCUUGAGCGAUUGAAAGUCACAUCUCUAUGCCUGGACAGCCGGUGGAUGAAGGCCGUAGAUGCAAUUGCGACUGGGUGCCAAUCCCUUUCCCAUCUCGAAAUCUGGAUGUGGAUAUCUCCUCUACACGUGGCGGAGUUCACGGCGAAACUGGCGCCUCGUCUUCCAAAGCUGACUUCUUUGGCCCUUUCGAACACCCAAAUGACUGAUGAUUUACUGAGCGCCACUGCAGACGGCCUUCCUCAUUUGCAAGCACUGACGUUACAGCUGGAGCAGUUAAUCACGGACGCCAGCUUGGGCGUAAUUGCCAGAAAGCUGAAGCGAUUGAAAACGUUCGAUCUGAAGAUGUGCGGCUCAGUGACGACAGGGGGUGUGAAGUCUUUGCGCUCGCAAAGGCAUGAUCUGGACGUUGAAGUGUUGAUGUGCUGAUUGUUUUGAAGUGUUGAUGUGCUGAUUGUUUUGAAGUGUUGAUGUGCUGAUUGUUUUGAAGUGUUGAUGUGCUGANAGUGUUGAUGUGCUGAUUGUUUUGAAGUGUUGAUGUGCUGAUUGUUUUGAAGUGUUGAUGUGCUGAUUGUUUUGAAGUGUUGAUGUGCUGAUUGUGUAGCGAGUAAUCAAGUGUGUGUGCCGAAGUAUCGACGUCAUAGAGAAAUGCCUACUACGGUGAAUAGUAGGCAGAGAGAGGGAGAAAGAGGACAACAAACCAGGGGCUGUGAAAUGCUGUUUCAUCG
Molecule: messenger RNA, 1465 nt
Organism: Chara braunii
Lineage: Eukaryota; Viridiplantae; Streptophyta; Charophyceae; Charales; Characeae
Source: the annotation of a GenBank genome assembly